This is a messenger RNA of Myotis brandtii (Brandt's bat), 1553 nucleotides long. RefSeq names its product t-complex 11, testis-specific (gene TCP11). Lineage: Eukaryota; Metazoa; Chordata; Mammalia; Chiroptera; Vespertilionidae. The record is from RefSeq and is a predicted model, not a curated record. Gene Ontology annotation, biological process: regulation of sperm capacitation. Gene Ontology annotation, cellular component: sperm flagellum; acrosomal vesicle. Bases 77 to 1405 code for a protein of 442 amino acids. The transcript is spliced from 8 exons.
CCCACCACGAGUUCUCUCUGCCACAGGUCUGACAGAGUCAGUUAACGAUGUUCCCGAGCUGAGCCGCAGGAUUGGGAUGGAUCAUGAUUCCAACAGGGAAGAGAAGGUUUUACCUCCAAGCAGUCUGGAAGGCCAGGCCAAGGACGCAAUGCACAAUGCCUUUUGGGAUCACCUUAAAGAGCAGCUAUCAGCUACGCCCCCAGACUUCAGCUGUGCUCUUGAACUUCUGAAAGAAAUUAAAGAGAUCUUGCUGUCGCUGCUGUUGCCACGCCAGAGCCGCCUAAGAAGUGAGGUGGAGGAAGCUCUGGCCACCGACCUGCUGCAGCGGGAAGCGGAGCACGGGGACCUGAACAUCCUCCGUCUCUCCAAGAGCAUCCUCAGCAUGAUGACCCUGCUGUGCGCGCCAGUUCGGGAUAAGGCCGUGCAGAAGCUAGACGGCAUCACAGACUCCGCUCUGCUCCUGAGGGGGAUCUUCCAGGUUCUGGGCCUGAUGAAGAUGGACAUGAGGAACUACACGCUGCAGAGCCGCCAGCCCCACCUGCGGGAGCACUCCAUCCUGCACGAGCGGGCGCAGUUCCAGGAGCGCCUCAGCCAGCAGCCGGGUGCGCGGGUGGGCGGAGCGGCCUGGGGCUGCCUAGAAGGCCAGCCAGCACUGCCUCCUUCUAGGCCAGUGAUGGCGAACCUUUUGAGCUCGGCCGGGGCUGGCCCCUCUCCAAGUGAGUCAGCCUCCAGCCCGGAGCCCCUGAGCCCCGCCGUGGUGCUGUCCCAGGCUUUCCUGAACCUCCUUCUCUGGAACCCUGAUGACGACGAAGAGUUCCCAGAGACGCUGCUGGCGGACAGGGCGCGGCUGCGGGAGCUGGAGGUGCAGCUGCGCCGCCUCACCGUCCUGGCCUCCGUCCUGCUGGUGGCCAGCAGCUCCUGUGGUGGCAGCAUCCUGUUCGGCUCCCCGCAGUUCGUGGACAAGCUGAAGCGCACCACCCAAGCCCUCACCGAGGAGUUCGAUUCCAGGCCGGAGGAGGCCAUGCUGACUGUGAGCGAGCAGGUGUCUCAGGAGAUCCACCAAAGCCUCAAGAGCAUGGGCCUCGCGCCUCUGAGCAGCGACAACAUAGCUUCUCUGAUGGGACAGCUCCAGGACAUUGCCCACGCGCAGAACUGUGUCCGCAGCGUCAUCGAUCAGCGGAUCCACCUGUUUCUCAAAUGCUGCUUGGUUCUCGGUGUGCCGCGCUCUCUGCUAGACCUCCCCGGGGGCCUCACUCUCAUUGAGGCAGAGCUGGCAGAACUGGGCCAAAGGUUUGUCAACCUAACGCACCACAAUCAGCAGGUGUUCGGCCCCUACUACACGGAGAUCCUGAAAACCCUCAUCCCCCUGGGCCAGGCCCCGCAAACAGGAGUGGAGUCCCUCUGAUGGACCAGCCCUGAGCCCUGACACCUUGAUCCAGGAGAGAAGCCCAUCGUUUUCCUGGGUGACAUCACAGAGACUAGCCCAUCAGCAGCCUCCCUCCCUCCUGCAGCCAGUACCAGCGCUGUAGUGACCACACAUGUAAACACCAGCG